AUGAUUAGGGAGAAGUCCCAUCUGGAGCUUUGUUUACCCAUGAACUCUCCUUCCAGGCCUGCAGGUCUUGGCCACAGCCUCACACUAUUGGCCGCUGGAUUCGGUGGACGGGAUCCAUGGACUGUGGGACCAGAUUGGAAACAGACCAGGUCAUGUUAAUGGAAGUGAUAUAAGUAUGUGCAUAGACCUAUACUUAGGAAUAGAAUACCCAGUCUUUUACAUUCUUUGUCCGCAUGGUCUACAGCUGUUAUUCAUUCCUCCUCUCAAUUCACCUUUUUGCCCGUCUUGCAGCCACCAAGUCCCUGCUUUUAAAGGUGCAGCUGUGUGCAGUGCUCAAAUUUGAUUACAGUCAAAUUUGUAAAACAAACUUACAAAGUAGAGUCAAGAUAAGAAGUCUAAAGGCUACUUUACACUCCACUUAACCCUUGCUAAUGUACAUCAAAGCACUGUGGAGUUAUAAUAAACAAAAUGGGAUAAAAAGCUUAUCCUUCACCCCCAGGUACAUUUGAUUUGUACUUUCCAGAUUAAUGCUAAGACUAUUGAAUGAGCUGUCUGCUGUUUGCUAAACUGAUUUCCAAAAACCUUAAUGUAUUAUUUUAACAAUGGAAGCGCCAAUAACUUUUCUAAAUGCUUCCACAGUUGUAUAUCAUUUGAAUAAGCUUAAGCUAGUUUGAAACGUCAAAGUCAUUCGGAAUGGGAUACGUUGUGACUCACAAUUGAUCAUAUCAAUUGUGAGGCAUCAGGUCUAGACUUGAGAACGGUAUUUGGAAUAUUUCCACACAAAAUGUGCAUUGAUCCUAAGAAAAGGGGAAAUGAUUGAUCUGUUCCUCCUUGAGCACUGUUUACUGAGCCCAACAUCGCACUUAAUCUCAUCCCUGCUCACGCACCACAUCCCUCACAAUGCCUAGUGUCUGUGUUUGUCUCUCACUGGUCAGUUGUGUCCUCUGGUUGUUUUGUGUUAUUCAUGUGUAUGUAUGUGAAUCACCUUUUUCUCCCUUGUCUGUUUGUUUUCUAUGUUUCAUCCAGCUCUCCAAAUCCACAACCACACUGUGCUCCCUUCCUCCCAUAACUCUUCCUCUGUGUAUACCAAUGACUCUGCCUACACUAACAUUUCUGCAACAGUAGGUGAGGAAAAUCACUGCUCACUGAAAUUCAUUUGUGUGUAUAGUCAGUCAUGCUGCUCUGUCGGUGUUACUGUAGUGCUAUCUGUCAUGUUAAGGCUAUUCAGUCUCCAUCGUUUUGUACAUGGUGUACCAGCUCACCCAAUAGUUGCCAUGAGUGUGUCACACACUGUUACCUGAAUAUGUUGAAUUUGUCUGUGUGUGUGAGACAGUGUGUGUAGUCAGGGAGUUGUUUUCUUCAUGGGAAAAAGAGCCAAGACUGCAGUGUGUAAAUCGUGAUUACACAAGCUUCGAGUAUGGAGGUUUAGAAAUCUGUAUCUAGAGUGCUGUAAAGUUGAGCUUGACUAUUAACCUCAAUACACCAGGACGACUUCGUUUUGUCUACUGACAUGAUUUAAGGCAGGAGAACAUCAAAGAUAAAUACAGGUCAUAGCUUGCUACCAUUCAAUAUGGGGAAACACCCCAUAUUUGGUGCAGUUCAGAGAAUCUGUUCAUAAAUCUAUGAUGUUUGCCUAUAAAAAAGCCUACUUCAGAGAAAAAUCUGCCUCUUUUUCUCAUCAGGCAAAAUAAUGUUGUUAUUUCAUCCUCCUGUAGACAUAGUUGAAGGGAUGGUCAACAAGGGCAUCUAUCUGAAUGGAGAUAAUGGAGGCACCUUUCUCCACUUUGGGAACUACCAGAACUCUUGCAUUAGUGACCCCACUCUGUGUGGUCCUGAGGGUGAGUUCUGCCUCCCUCAAUCUCCUCUCCCCAACAUUCUACACAGUACUGACAAUGGAAUAUUUUCACAAAUCAUAAGUGACUAUCUAAUUGGGUAACACAAAAAAAUAUUUUUCUGCCAUUUAAUGUAGAUCUAAAUGUAUUACAAUUAGCAUGAUUUGUGGUCUGAAACAAUUUUCCCUAUUUUUAAAUCUCUAAUAAAUCUAUGUUCAUGUUUUUCAGGGAUUACAUUUUCCUUCUUUUGGAAGAACCAGGAGGCAGAGUCACGUUUUGCAAUAGCCUCUGGAGGGAAAGUAAUCUCCAAUGGCUUCUCUGUCUAUGCCAAUGCCUACGCUGGAUACGUAGAGUUCUACACACGAGGCAACUCGAAGAGGUGGAGGGCUAACAUCAAAAUACCAGGUAUUUAAAGGGUUACUUUGGGACUUUGGCAAUGAGGCCCUUUAUCUACUUCCCAAAGUAGAUUAACUCAAGGAUUAAAUUUUUAUGUUUCUGCGUGCAGUUUAAAGGAAGUUGCUAACUAGCGCUAGCACAAUUGCUAACUAGCGUUAGCCCUUCCAUUCAUUGCGCUAACACUAGCAGAUACCCAUAGACUAGUUAGCAUUGGCUCGCAAAACUACCUCUAACUUCCUUCACACAGGACACAAAAACAUAAAAAUGGUAUCCACAAAUUCAUCUGACUCUGGGGAAGUAGAUAAAGGGCCUCACUGCCCAAAUCCCAAAGUAUCUCUUAAAAAAAAAGGAAAACCAUUAAGAUGAAAAAGUUGAUAAAAUUCAUUAUGAUUCUAAAUAAUUAUUUAAAAAAUAUAGUAUAAACCUGUCCUCCGAUGUGGGUGGUGAAAACAAAACAAAAAAACAAAUUACAUUCCAGAUAUUAUGCCGGAGUGUCCUGUGGAUUUUUAUUUAUAUUCUUUAUGAAUACAUGAGGAAUGUAUUGUGGUUUUCAAUCAUGUUUUCAUUUUGAACCAUAAAUGUACAUGUUUUGGUUGAUUGUAAGCAGAUGGCGCUACAAUCAUCAGCAGAUACAGUUGGUCCCAGAGAGAUUUUAUGGAUUCAAUGAUGGAUUACAUUUAUUCUUUAUCUCAAACUAUAAAUGUGUUACUUUUUACUGGCAAACCUGUUUCCAUAUUGUUGUGUAACUACAGUGAAUACUGAACAGCAUUCUAAAUACUGCAUACGUACGCUAUAUAUACAAAAGUAUGUGGACACCCCUUCAAAUUAGUGGAUUCGGCUGUUGCUGACAGGUGUAUAAAAUCGAGCACACAGCCAUGCAAUCUCUAUAGACACAUUUUUGCAAUAGAAUGGCCUACUGAAGAGCUCAGUGACUUUCAACGUGGCACCGUCAUAGGAUGCCACCUUUUCAACAAAUCAGUUUGUCAAAUUUCUGCCCUGCUAGAGCUGCCCCGGUCAACUGUAAGUGCUGUUAUUAUGAAGUGGAAACGUCUAGGAGCAAUAACGGCUCAGCCGCGAAGUGGUAGGUCACACAAGCUCACAGAACAGGACCGCCGAGUGCUGAAGCACGUAAUGCGUAAAAAUCAUCUGUCCUCGGUUGCACUCACUACCGAGUUCAAAACUACCUCUGGAAGCAACGUCAGCACAAUAACUAUUCUUCGGGAGCUUCAUGAAAUGGGUUUCCAUGGCCGAGCAGCCGCACACAAGCCUAAGAUCACCAUGCGCAAUGCCAAGCGUCGGCUGGAGUGGUGUAAAGCUCGCCGCCAUUGGACUCUGGAGCAAUGGAAACGCGUUCUCUGGAGUGAUGAAUCACACUUCUAUCUGGCAGUCCGACGGACGAAUAUGGGUUUGGCAGAUGCCAGGAUAACACUAACUUCCCGAAUGCAUAGUGCCAACUGUAAAAUUUGGUGGAGGAGGAAUAAUGGUCUGGGGCUGUUUUUCAUGGUUCGGGCAAGUUACAUUUACAUAUACAAUUACGUCAUUUAGCAGACGCUCUUAUCCAGAGCGACUUACAAAUUGGUGCAUUCACCUUAUGAUAGCCAUCUUUGCACUCUGGGAGGAGGACACAACGGAGUUGUCAACCGUGAUGGCGAGAUCAUGGAGCGGGCAGUCCUUCCCCGGGAGGAAGAGCAGCUCCGUCUUGCCGAGGUUCAGCUUGAGGUGGUGAUCCGACAUCCACACUGAUAUGUCUGCCAGACAUGCAGAGAUGCGAUUCGCCACCUGAAGGGGGAAAGGAGAAGAUUAAUUGUGUGUCGUCUGCGUAGCAAUUAUAGGAGAGACCAUGUGAGGAUAUGACAGAGCCAAGUGACUUGGUGUAUAGAGAGAAUAGGAGAGGGCCUAGAACUGAGCCCUGGGGGACACCAGUGGUGAGAGCACGUGGUGCGGAGACAGAUUCUCGCCACGCCACCUGGUAGGAGCGACCUGUCAGGUAGGACGCAAUUCAAGAGUGAGCCGCGCCAGAGAUGCUCAACUCGGAGAGGGUGGAGAGGAGGAUCUGAUGGUUCACAGUAUCAAAGGCAGCAGAUAGGUCUAGAAGGAUGAGAGCAGAGGAGAGAGAGUUAGCUUUAGCAGUGCAAAGGAGAUCGGAAUUAUAUUAACUAAGCAUCUGGGAAAGCGAGAGAGUGGGGCCUCCCUCACGUUUCACUGAAACACUCAAAUAUAACUCUCCCAACUUCCACUUUAGAUUAAUAGACUUUAGUUAGUGUCUGGUCUGUUAGCGAUGUUACCAAACAGGCUAGUUCUGUCUCUUACCUCUAGUUAGUGUCUGGUCUAUUAGUGAUGUUACCAAACAGACUAGUUCUGUCUCUUGCCUCUAGUUAGCGUCUGGUCUGUUAGCGAUGUUACCAAACAGACUAGUUCUGUCUCUUACCUCUAGUUAGUGUCUGGUCUAUUAGCGAUGUUACCAAACAGACUAAUUCUGUCUCUUGCCUCUAGUUAGUGUCUGGUCUAUUAGCGAUGUUACCAAACAGACUAGUUCUGUCUCUUACCUCUAGUUAGCGUCUGGUCUAUUAGCGAUGUUACCAAACAGACUAGUUCUGUCUCUUACCUCUAGUUAGUGUCUGGUCUGUUAGUGAUGUUACCAAACAGUAUGUCACCUACCUAAACAAUCACUUAGGUAAUAUUGGUAAUUUAUCAUCCAAUUGCCAUCCCUUAUUUUUUUAUAUAUUUUUUUAGACUGUCCCUUGCUUCUUUAUUGCUCCUCCCACUUCCUGAUCUCAAUAUUAAAUAAAUGAUCUAGGUAAUAGCUGUUUCGCAUUAGAUUGUGCCUUCCUCUGAUUACUGCAGCUCAUUGCAUUAAUUUAGUUUCAAAUACCAACUUGUUGUUUAUUAAAGAAUACUAAAAAUGAAAUUUAAAUGACAACAUUUGAUAAUACCUCAAUUUACUUCUAUCCCGUAAAAGUAAUCCAAGAUUAGUACAAUUGACUAGCAACAGGUAUCCCUCAUUCAGGGAAAGCUCUCUCUCUCUUCUGUUAUUUUAUGGUUCAAAUCAUAUAUAUUAUUACCAAAUUAUAAUCUUCUUCACACUUUUCACAGUAUUAUAAAUUACCCUCAACUUAGUACAAUAAACUAUCUUAAUGUCCUCCUCUCAUGCCUUUAGAAUUUACUAGUGUGGAUGAUUAAUUAACACCAGAAAGACAAAACAGAGUUCAGAGGCAAUUGAAAUUAUUCAACGAACUGUUCCAUCCCAUAGUAUACCAAACAUUACCAUUAUUCUAAAUAUUUCAUAAAUGUUACUUAUCCCAAGUGUUCAUUAAGUCCUCAUGACAUUCAUUCUCAUAAGAAAUCAUAUAUACCCCAAACUCAGCCAAAACCGAAAAACUCCAUAAAAUUCACUGUGCGUGCUCCUCCAAGACCUAUCACCCUUGACCUGCUGAAAACCCCCCAAAAUUGAAACAACAAGGCUUUAUAAACAUCAUACUAGGUGUGUUGUUUUUUGUUUGAAAAACCCGAUUUGAAAAACAACAACCACAAAUACCCAGGCCCCACUUUAAUUUGGUAGCUCACUGCCUAACUUCACUACUGCUCCCCCUCGCCCUGAGCAACAUUCCAAUGAGAUAAGCUAAUUCUCUUUCUCCUGGUUAUAAUUUUGUUAACCUUCAAUUACCAUCAGUAAUCUAAAGAUGGUAGUACACACAAAACAUGAUACAGAUAUCCCCAGUCCUAACCCAUCAAUAAUUGUUUGUAUCAAUCUAAUUCCUCAUAACUAAUCCAUAAAACCACUCAAAAUUCCUCGAGUAUACAAUGAUUAUUUAAUUGAUUACCUUAAAUCUGCUACAUGUGAUCUCAUCUCAAAUGAUCCAUUAUCAAUUAUUUGAUCAAUCCCCUAGGAAAAUCUGUCUCCCCUUCUAUUGUUCCUGUCCCCCCUGUAAAUGUCAUAUUAAAUUUUUUAGCCAAUACAAUCACGAUUACAUCAAAUGUUCCCUCCUUUGGCCAUCUAGCCACUAUCUUUCUGGUCCUUUUUCUCAUUUGUUAGAGAUAUUACCAAUAUCUUCACUAUUUUCUGGGAACCUUCUCUUCAUGAUUGCUACUGGUGAUCCUGCCAUCUCUACUUCUGGUGUGGUCUAAUGUCUAUAUUAGGGUGUAAGGUAAAUUAUUCCUGUUGUCUUUUUCAGCUAAACGUUUUAUAUUCCUCAGUUAAUGGUAUUUUCUCCCUAAUAUAUCUUCAUACUCUUCUCUUUCCCUAAAUGAGAUUUAAUCCCUUGCCUUUCCUCUACUAUCCUUCUAUCAUUACUGGAUCAAUGAUAAUAACUGUAAUAACUAUUAAUAAUAAUUGUAAUAACUAUUUCACAUUAAAUUGUGCCUUUUUCUGAUAAUGUUAUAAUUGUAGCCUAUUGCAUUACUUUAGUUUAAAAUAUACGUUUGUUUAUUUAACAAAUCUAGAACCCACUAUAGGUUGGUGCUAUUCCCUCAGCAUAAUAGCUAAAGCUACUUGCAUCCCCUGGUCCCCGUAACGAAAAUAAAUUAUCGUUCUAGAAUACAAUACACCACUGGUGUUAAGCAACCUAUCGAAUAAAGUAAUAACAAUUAGAAUUUAUCAAAGCACUGCCUUUCAGUCAAGUAUUCAGACCUCCACUUGAAAUCUUACAGCUCAAUCUAACUCGCUUGACUGUCUUAUUUUAUUUUUAUUUUUAUUUUUUCUCCCGCUAACCAGAGCCAUAAAUUAUUCUCCUUUGUCCUCAACUCAAUUUUCACAGCUCUAUCGCCAUUUCAGUUCGCUAUUCAAUUUCUUUAACUGUUCUCUCUGAUUAGGCCCUAAUUAAUAAAACAAAUACUUGCUAUCGUUGAUAAGCAUACAUUUAAUGAUAUUCCUAUCAUUUGAACUAUCUCUCACCCCUCCCCUUGCUCCUUCCUACACAAUGGGGAAGGCGCGGGGACCUUGUAAUAUAUUUUCAUAGACCUUUCUAGAAUACUUCUACUUAAGCUAUCUAAUUCAACCUUUCACAUUUCUCAAUCCACGUAGUAAUCUAGGUCUAUAGCCCCAAUGCGAAAGCUUUACCCACUGUCCCUACCUGUGUUCGAACCCGGGACCCUCUACAUACAUUGCCAGUCACCCCAUACAUUCCGCGAUGCUUUCAAAGUAAAUACUUCCAGUUCAUAGAGCAGGCGACGUCACCAAAUGAAAACCGCUGUCAGGGUUGAGUGUAGAGGUAACGUGGAAUCACACGCAGGACACACAGAGAUUCGAAACAGAUGUCUUUAGUGAAGUCCGAAAAUACAAGCCAAACACGGCAACAGGCCACAGGCGAAACAUACGCACACUGGUAAGAACCAAAGUAAAUGCGCACAACGUGCAGGACUCUCUCAAACAAAACGAAAUACAGAGAGCACAGAACAGCGAACCAACUACUACACGUGACAUCGAACAAUUACACACAACACCUGACCAAACACAAGAGAACUAAAUAGGACGCAUAAUGAACACUUAACAAUGAACAGGUGUAACAAACAGACACAACCAAUCAAACAUAGAAACAUAGAACGGUGGCAGCUAGUACUCCGGAGACGAUGACCGCCGAAGCCUGCCCGAACAAGGAGAAGGAGCAGCCUCGGCCGAAACCGUGACAGUACCCCCCCCUUGACGCGCGGCUCCAGCCGUGCGCCGACCCCGGCCUCGGGGACGACCAGGAGGACGCGGAGCAGGGCGCGUAGGAUGACCACGAUGGAACUCGGUCAGAAGAGACGGGUCUAGGAUGUCCCUCCUCGGCACCCAGCACCGCUCCUCCGGGCCGUACCCCUCCCACUCCACAAGAUAUUGGAGACCCCCCAUCCGGCGUCUCGAAUCUAGGAUGGACCGAACAGUGUACGCCGGAGCCCCCUCGAUGUCCAACGGGGGCGGAGGAGUCUCCUCUAUCUUAUAUUAUUAUAUAUUAUAUAUAUAUAUUAUAUCUCAUAGUCCUGGAGUGGACCAGCUACCACCGGCCUGAGGAGAGACACAUGGAACGAGGGGUUAAUAUUCUUGUAAUCAAUGGGCAGUUGUAACCUGUAACACACCUCGUUCAAUCUCCUCAGGACUUUAAAAGGCCCCACAAACCGCCGACCCAGCUUCCGGCAGGGCAGGUUGAGGGGCAGGUUUCUGGUUGAGAGCCAGACUCGAUCUCCAGGUGCAUACACUGGCCCCUCACUGCGGUGGAGAUCGGCGCUCGUCUUCUGUCGACGGAUGGCUCGCUGCAGAUGGAUGUGUGCAGCGUUCCACGUCUCCUCCGAGCGCCGCACCCACUCAUCCACCACAGGGGCCUCUAUCUGGCUCUCAUGCCAAGGUGCCAGAACCGGCUGGUACCCUAACACACACUGGAAAGGGGUUAGUUUAGUGGAGGAGUGGCGGAGAGAGUUCUGUGCCAUCUCGGCCCAGGGAACAUAUCUCGCCCACUCCUCCGGCCGGCCCUGGCAAUAUGACCUCAGAAACCUACCCACAUCCUGGUUGACACGUUCGACCUGCCCAUUACUCUCCGGGUGGUAACCCGAGGUAAGGCUCACCGAAACCCCCAACCGUUCCAUAAACGCUCUCCAGACUCUGGAGGUAAACUGGGGGCCUCGAUCAGACACUAUAUCCUCGGGUACCCCGUAAUGCCGGAAGACGUGGGUAAAUAGAGCCUCAGCGGUCUGUAGGGCAGUAGGAAGACCCCGGCAUGGGAAGGAGAUGACAGGCCUUUGAGAACCGAUCCACAACGACCAGGAUGGUGGUAUUCCCCUGUGAGGAGGGAAGGUCUGUAACAAAAUCCACCGAGAGGUGAGACCAGGGUCAUUGUGGAACGGGCAGGGGUUGUAACUUACCCCUGGGCAAGUGUCUGGGCGCCUUACACUGGGCACACACCGAGCAGGAGGAGACAUAAAUCCUCACAUCCCUGGCUAACGUUGGCCACCAGUACUUUGUGCUAAGGCAGUGCACUGUCCGGCCAAUACCUGGAUGCCCAGAGGAGGGUGACGUGUGAGCCCAAUAAAUGAGCCGAUCCCGGACCUCGAGCGGGACGUACGUCCGACCCACCGGACACUGUGGAGGGCUAGGGUCGGUGCGUAAUGCCCGCUCGAUCUCCGUAUCGACCUCCCAUACCACCGGUGCAACCAGACAAGACUUAGGUAGCAUGGGAGUGGGCUCAACGGACCUCUCCUCCGUGUCAUACCGCCGAGACAGGGCAUCUGCCUUCCCGUUCUGGGACCCAGGGAUGUAAGUGAUCUUAAACACGAACCGGGCUAGAAACAUAGUCCACCGCGCCUGGCGAGGAUUCAGUCUCCUAGCUGCCCGAAUGUAUUCCAGGUUACGGUGGUCAGUCAGAAUGAGAAAAGGGUGUUGAGCCCCCUCAAGCCAAUGCCUCCACACCUUUAGGGCUUGUACCACGGCUAACAGCUCCCUGUCCCCUACGUCAUAAUUACGCUCCGCCGGACUGAGCUUUUUCGAAUAAAAAGCACAGGGGCGGAGUUUAGGUGGUGUGCCGGACCGUUGUGAGAGAACAGCCCCGAUACCGGCUUCAGACGCGUCCACUUCCACUUGGAAUGGUAAAGCGGGAUCCGGGUGCGCCAGCACUGGAGCCGAGGUAAACAGGUCCUUCAGUCUCCCAAAAGCCCUGUCCGCCUCAGCUGACCACCGCAAGCGCACCGGACCCCCCUUCAGAAGGGACGUUAUGGGAGCUGCCACCUGUCCAAAACCCCGGAUAAACCUCUGGUAGUAAUUCGCAAAACCCAAGAACUGCUGCACCUCUUUAACCGUGGUUGGGGUUUGCCAAUUACGCACGGCUGACACACGGUCAACCUCCAUCCUCACCCCUGACGCAGACAACUGAUAACCCAAAAAGGAGACCGACUCCUGGAAGAACAGACAUUUCUCGGCUUUGACAUACAGGUCAUGCUCCAACAGCCUCCUCAAUACUCGGCGCACCAGGGCUACAUGUUCGGCCCGGGUAGAACUGUACACCAGAAUAUCGUCUAUGUACACGACUACUCCCUGCCCCUGCAUGUCCCGGAAAAUAUCAUCUACAAAGGAUUGGAAGACUGAUGGAGCAUUCAUUAACCCGUAUGGCAUGACGAGAUACUCGUAAUGACCGGAGGUAGUACUAAAUGCUGUCUUCCAUUCAUCGCCCUCUCUAAUGCGCACCAAGUUAUAUGCGCUCCUGAGGUCCAAUUUUGUGAAGAACCGUGCCCCGUGUAAUGACUCCGUCAUAGUCGCAAUCAGCGGGAGUGGAUAACUAUAUUUCACAGUAAUCUGAUUGAGACCGCGGUAAUCAAUACACGGGCGCAAACCUCCAUCCUUUUUCUUCACAAAAAAGAAGCUAGAGGACGCGGGUGAAGUGGAGGGCCGUAUGUAUCCCUGUCUCAGAGACUCGGCAAUGUAUGUCUCCAUUGCCCUCUUCUCCUCCUGUGACAAAGGAUACACAUGGCUCCGCGGGAGCGCAGCUCCUGCCUGGAGGUCUAUCGCACAAUCCCCCUGUCUAUGAGGUGGCAACUGCGCCGCUCUCGUCUUGCUAAACACGAGUGCCAAAUCCUCAUACUCGGGGGGAAUGUGCAAUGCGGGCAUUUGGUUCGGACUCUCCACCGAGGUCGCCCCUACGGAAACACCCAGACAUAGCCCCUCACACUGAGCAGACCACCCUUUAAGAGCCCUCUCUCGCCACGAAAUAGUAGGAUCAUGGGUAAUCAACCAGGGAAGCCCCAGCACCACCGGAUACGCAGGAGAGUCGAUCAGAUAGAGCUGAAUCGUCUCCUCAUGACCCCCCUGCGUCUCCAUCCUAAGUGGCACUGUGACCUCCCUAAUGAACCCGGAUCCUAACGGACGACUAUCUAGGGCAUGUACAGGGAAAGGAUUAUUUACCGGAAGGAGGGGAAUCCCUAACUCUACACAGAAUUUGCGAUCUACAAAAUUCCCAGCUGCGCCUGAAUCUACUAGCGCCUUAUGCUGGGAACGAGGUGCAACCUGUGGAAAACAAACAGGUAUGGUUAUGUGUACGACAGAAAGCUGUGGGUAAGUGGGGCGCCUACUCACCUGGGAGGACUCCCCAAUGUGUGGCCUGCCUUCUCCUCCACCAGGAGACCCUCCCCAGCACCUAGCCGCGGUGUGCCCUCCACGGCCACAGUUGGUGCAGGGGACGGCCCCCCUCGGGCUCCUUCUUCUCCUUCCUCUAGCGCCAGCACCUCCGAGCUCCAUAGGGCUCGGCUCGGAGGUGCUGGAGGGUGGAAUGGGCGACCCCCACCUGGGACGCCCGCGGGUAGCGAGCAGGGUGUCCAGCCGAAUGGCCAUGUCAACCAAUUGGUCAAAUGAAAGCGUGGUAUCCCUGCACGCCAACUCUCUGCGGACGUCCUCCCGGAGGCUGCAGCGGAAGUGGUCUAUGAGUGCCCGCUCAUUCCACCCCGCAUCGGCCGCUAGAGUCCGGAACUCCAGUGCAAACUCCUGAGCUCUCCUCAUCCCCUGCCGGAGGUAGAAUAGACGCUCCCCCGCCGCCUUCCCCUCCGGUGGAUGGUCAAACACUGCACGGAAGCGGCGGGAGAACUCUGCAUAGGUUAUAGUAGCGGCGUCUAUUCUCCUCCAUUCGGCGUUGGCCCACUCCAACGCCUUGCCGGUGAGACAGGAGAUGAGGGCGGAAACACUCUCGUGUCCCGAGGGCGCCGGGUGUACGGUGGCGAGGUAGAGUUCAACUUGCAACAGGAACCCCUGACACCCGGCAGCGGUGCCGUCGUACGCCCUCGGGAGCGAGAGCCGAAUCCCACUGGGUUCCGGAAGUUGGACAGGCGGGCUGACCGAUGGUGAUGGUGCGGUAGGUGGGGGUGUGGGUACCCCGCUGGUCUCCCAUCGAUGGAGGGUGUUCAUCACUCGGUCCAGGGCGUGCCCGAUUUGGUUGAUCCUGUCCUCCUGUCCACGAAGGCGCUCCUCGAUGAUCUCUGUGGGUGCGGGUGCUCCUGCUGAUUCCAUAGAGAUGGUGUGUAAUUCUGUCAGGGUUAAGUGUAGAGGUAACGUGGAAUCACACGCAGGACACACAGAGAUUCAAAACAGAUGUCUUUAGUGAAGUCCGAAAAUACAAGCCAAACACGGCAACAGGCCACAGGCGAAACAUACGCACACUGGUAAGAACCAAAGUAAAUGCGCACAACGUGCAGGACUCUCUCAAACAAAACGAAAUACAGAGAGCACAGAACAGCGAACCAACUACUACACGUGACAUCGAACAAUUACACACAACACCUGACCAAACACAAGAGAACUAAAUAGGACGCAUAAUGAACACUUAACAAUGAACAGGUGUAACAAACAGACACAACCAAUCAAACAUAGAAACAUAGAACGGUGGCAGCUAUUACUCCGGAGACGACGACCGCCGAAGCCUGCCCGAACAAGGAGAAGGAGCAGCCUCGGCCGAAACCGUGACAACCGCACUAGCUCUCACCUCAUUCAGCAACACAAAGUAAUGCUCUCUCUCCCUUCACCCAUUCCCUAUUGAAUAAGUGAGUCUUUCUAUUUAACCCCAACCACGCUACAAAUCUUCCAUUCAACAUCAACAAACCAAAUACUCAGUAGUAUCCGGUCACCACCCAUACCAGUAGUAUCCGGUCACCACCCAUACCAGCCGUCGAAUUCACUCACACACACAGACCCCACCCCAUGCCACCGAAAUGCCCAACAAAACAUAAUAGUUCAAUGGAGCCCCCUAUUGGCUCUCCACUAUUUAUACAUUACUUCCAUAACCACACCAGUCAUGGUCCGAUCACCCAUCAAACCCCAUCACAUGAUCAAACAACGGCACAACCUUAAACUCGUAUGGGGCGGCAGGUAGCCCAGUAACCAAGAGCACCGUGCCAGCAACCGAGAGGUCGCCGGUUCCAAUCCCCGAGCCGACCAGGCGAAAAAUCUGCCGAUGUGCCCUCGAGCAAGGCACCCAACCCCAAUUGCUCGCAUACAACACCCUAUACUCUAAAGUGUCCCUCUGAUCCUAGCCGUACCUAGCCCUCUGGUACGUGUCAGUAGUGCAACACUAUCUAAAAUUGUAAGUGUCCCUCUGAUCCUAGCCGUAUCUAGCCCUCUGAUACGUGUCAGUAGCGUAACACCUUUAACCAAUAAUUCCCUACGCCUCCAGUUCUCACCACUGGUGAUCCUAGCCUGGAGUGACUAAAAUGUAAGUGUCCCUAUGAUCCUAGCCGUAUCUAGCCUUCUGAUACGUGUCAAUAGUGCAACACUUUUAGACCAAUGAUUCCCUACGCCUCCAGUUCUCACCCCUGGUGGUCCUAGCCUGGGGAUUUCAGUAUUUUCCCCCGAUCCUAGCCGUACCUAGCCCUCUGGUACGUGUCGGUGGAACAAUACUCUAUGGUACCAAGGUUUAACAUCACAUUCACCACAGGUUUGCAUGUCACAAUAUGGUGCUUAUCUACUCAUAAUAAUUCAUAUAAUAAUUCAUAAUUUAGUUCACUUACAUCAGACAGGUGUUUCACAAAAUUAAUUUGGAUAAAGCCAAUGUGCAGAACUUUAGUUAUAUAACAAUAGGUGUCUGCUUACCUGUUUUUAGUAGUCCGGACUCUUUGUGAAACACACCGUCCAAUGACAGAGAUGUCCAAUGGGCCGGACAAUACCCAGCCAAGUCCCUUCUACCAGAUCAGUCGGAGGUCACCAAUUGUUAAGUUGCGUCAAUUCAUAUCUGGUAUUGGAACAAAAAGAGGUCAAUACACGUCUUCUAAAAUAGACUAGUAUUUUAAUUAAUGCAAAACACUUCAAUGGUAAAUAUGAUGUUCGUAUAUACGGGUCCACUGAAACACCACGUAGGGCAGACAGAGAACUGGUCCAUUGUUAUAAGUUCUUCUUUAAAAGUUCUUCUUUAAAUACUCUGACAGAGAUAGUUCCCGCUCCCUGCUGGCCUAUCAGAGUAGAGACUGAGCGUGGUUUAGACUUACUCAGCCUAUCGUUGGCGCACAGGCUGGUCCCAGUCCCUUGGCGCUUCACUGUUGCCAGGUGUUGGUUGUUUUGCAACUUGUCCAGAGAGUCAGCACUUUUGCAGUACACAUGUCCUUGAGCGGUCUAACAAAGAGGCUGUGUGUGUAUGUGAGACACAAGCCUUAUCUCAUCUUACCCCCUAACGUUCCUCACAUUAAUCACAGCUUGUUAUAUUAAACAGUCUAUAUCAGUACAGCACAAACCUAUUAUGUUUAAUCAUUAAUGUAUUCUUUCUAUGCUAACAGCACAUCUAAAAUAUAAGAUAAUAAUUUCCCACAUACCUCUAGUUAGCGUCUGGUCUAUUAGCGAUGUUACCAAACAGACUAGUUCUGUCUCUUACCUCUAGUUAAUGUCUGGUCUGUUAGCGAUGUUACCAAACAGACUAAUUCUGUCUCUUACCUCUAGUUAGUGUCUGGUCUAUUAGCGAUGUUAACAAACAGAUUAGUUCUGUCUCUUACCUCUAGUUAGUGUCUGGUCUGUUAGCGAUGUUACCAAACAGACUAGUUCUGUCUCUUACCUCUAGUUAGUGUAUGGUCUAUUAGCGAUGUUACCAAACAGACUAAUUCUGUCUCUUACCUCUAGUUAGUGUCUGGUCUGUUAGCGAUGUUACCAAACAGACUAGUUUUGUCUCUUGCCUCUAGUUAGCGUCUGUUCUGUUAGCGAUGUUACAAAACAGACUAGUUCUGUCUCUUAUCUCUAGUUAGUGUGACAUUUUAUAUAUUUAUUAUAAUAUCAUAUCUCCAUAUUACGUUGGUCCAGUUACUAUGGACAUUAAACAGUUCCAAACAGCAAGUCCCUGCAGCAAUGUUCCAACAUCUAGUGGAAAACCUUCCCAGAAAAGUGGAGGCUGUUAUAGCAGCAAAGGUGGGACCAACUCCAUAUUAGUGCCCAUGAUUUUAGAAUGAGAUGCUCGACAAGCAGGUGUCCACAUACUUUUGGUCAUGUAGUGUAUGUAACCUUUCAUAGUAUGUAUGAAAGUCAUGUGCUUAAAAAGUUCAGAUAUUUCUUACAGACCCAAGUGGACUCUAAAUGAAGUAAUUGAAAUAACAUAAACAAUCUACUAUGGCAAAACUAUUUCUCCAUCCCCUACAAUCUCAGACCUGAUCUGCUAUUUCAGGAGGAAAACAUAUCAUCUCGCUCUGUGCACUGCAGGUUCUUUGAAUGAGAAAGAAACAUUUACCAGUCAUUGUUUAUUAGAGGAAAAAAAUGACCACAUUCUCAAAUGUCUUCCGUCAUCUUGUUUUUGUUACAAUUAUUUAAGGUUAUGAACAUGAGGCAUCAGGACUUCAUGUGUACUUUUGAUUUAUUGGAUUAUUAGUUACAGAAGAUCAAACAUCUGGUUCUUGUAAUUUUACAUGAUGAUAUGUCACCAUUUCACCAUGCAGUUGUUUAGCCUUUGACUCAUAACAGAGGUAAAGCCUAAGAUGACUAUGACUCAACCAGCUCUUAUGAGACCUCUACCAGUACCCGGAGACAUGACUGGUUCAGUAGACCUUGUCACAAUGUGUCCCAGCCUAACCUGCAACAGAAACAUUUCUAAAAAAAAUAAAGGGAGAGACUAAAAGGAAAGAGAGAUUGAAAGUGUGAAUGGGGAAGUUGUUGGUUUGUGUUUAAGCCAAUCCCAAUGGGAUAGCUGUGUUUUAGUACUCUGAGUCAGCCUCCACUGGUGGAGUGAAUAUAUUGUAUUUUGGGAUUCUCUUUAAUGUCCGUUUACCUCAGAAGAACUGGAGAUGUUAUUUCCUCUUUGGAGAAGUAUAUUGGAGACAUUUGAAGGAAUAGAAUGGAGGUGCUGACUAAAUGGUUGGAGUGGAACAUGGGACAUAUUGGGCGGAUAUAGUGGAAAAGCACAAUUGAAAAUAUCUGUGACAUACUGUAGGCUAUAAUACCCACAUACAAAGAGUAGAACAAAUACUUUAGGUGAAUGUGCUUUAUUUCAUGCCUAACGUCAUUUCCCUAAGCCCAAUAAAGAAUCCCUUUACUUUCCUGAGAUGGAGAGUGAAGUCCUAUUUAUGAUUUCUCCUCCUCUCUCUUCCCUUUCAGGGCCCUUCUGGACCCACAUUCUGUUCACCUGGACCCUGAAGGACGGUCUCAACAUCUACAUCAACGGGACGUUCAACACCAGCGACCCCACUGGCAACGUGUCCAUGAACUAUGGGGACCCUUACCCUGACCUGGUCAUUGGGACAGGAAAUGAGCAGUCCUAUGGACACUAUGUGACAGGAGCCUUUGAUGAGUUUGUCAUCUGGGAGAGGGCCUUGUCACCAGAGGAGAUCCUCAUGUACUACAAAGCUGCCAUAGGUAAUGUCAGAUGUCACCGUCAGUCUGAAAUGUUCCACUCUUUUUUCCGUGAUAUGAAAUGUUCACUAUGUUCACAAUUUCCCCUUGACUGAUGUGAGGAGAGAUGGGUUAAAAAGCAAUUUCCGUCUUGGUCAUUGCCAUUGACAUUCCAUCCACAGUACUGACGCAUGGAAUACACAACAAGAUAUUAAACUGUACAAAUCCUCCUCAUCUUAAAAUCAUUUCACAUACUUCUACCAUAAAAGUGUUUCACAAUCUUCCACCUUAUAAGCGUCUCACAUAUUUAUACCGUAUAAGCAUUUAAUCUGACAAGGGCCAUUUAGUGGGAAUAUAGGCCUAGCAGUUUGGUUUUAGAUUAGAGGACUAAACUGACGAUAAACUGAGUGACUGAAGUUUUUGAAAACCAUAAUGACCCGUGUAGCUCAGUUGGUAGAGCAUGGCACUUGCAAUGCCGGGGUUGUGGGUUUGAUUCCCACGGGGGACCAGUAUGAAAAUGUAUGCACUCACUAACUGUAAGUCGCUCUGGAUAAGAGCGUCUGCUAAAUGACAAAAAUGUAAUGACCUUUUUCAUUGCUGCUUUGAUUUAUCUUGUGUGGUCUAGAAUGAUUCUGAAACUCAAAAGAAAUGGACAAUGUCCUCUGUAUGGUCCGAGAAAUGUUAUUCAGAGCAUGGUGAAAUGUGUAUAAGCUAGUAAAAAUUGAUGAAUCACUAGUCAUGCUUAUGGAAAAUAUGAAUAAUGCGGGUGUGGACACCCAUUCCCUGGGUUUUUGUCUAAUGACUAGACCCCAUUGUGAAGGACUCAGGUGGUCAUGUUGCAUGGAUAAGGCAUUGCCUUCAUUUUCUCAGGACAGUUUUUUUCUCUCAGACAUAACAGACAUGAACACGAAGGUUGUUAUGGUUAUGGAAAGUGUUUUAACAUGUUAUACCUGUAGAGAAUGAAUGGGACUAAAGAAGAGCCGACUGUUGGAAGGGAUGGUCUUAAUGUAAAACCAUAUAUGGUCAUUUAGUGUUGCUAAGUGCACUAAUUGAUGUGUUAUUUACAGACAGCGUGAUGUCAUGACUUCCUUCUAACAUCUCUUUGGCUUGUACAGUACCUCAGUGAUGUAUUUGGUGGUUGAUUAUCUAAAGAGCAGGUACAAUAGCACAGCACUUCUUUUCAUCUAUCCCGGCUGGGGGAUGGUCCAACCAUCAUCAGACACGUACCAAGGAAUGAUGAAUCUUUGGGGCCUGAACAAUUCCAGCUCUUCUCUAAGCAUUCUAUUUGGCAUCUAGCUAGUGUUGCUGUAGAUAACAGGUGGAAGAGCACUGCUAAUGGGUCUCUUAUAUUUCUCCAACUAGGUGAUGCUUUGACUUAUCCUACCACACCAAGCGUUUCUAAAGAAGUCUGCUCUACGAUGCAAACACCGGUGAGUUCUCAACUUUGGAAAUGUAUACAGAUGGACCUCUUACCAUGGGAAAGUGGAUAUUUUAAACAGAUUUCAGUGUUUUACUACUAGGACAGACACACGGCAGCCUCGCAGGAAAUGAGGUAGAAGCCUGGUGGUUAAACAGCAAUAAACACAAACAAUUAAUUCCUUAUGGAACCAUUGUUUUCCUUUAAAACUGAGGAAUUGGAAAAGGGGAUAUUGAGAGCACAAGUGAAUAGACCUCUCCUGUCUAUUAAACAGCAGUUGUGGGCGUAGAGUGAAGAAAGCAGAGACAGCUGUUCAACACAGCACAAAAUGGGUCCCUGUAGGGCAUGACGCUGGAAAAAGACCAGCAGUCUUUUACAGCAGACUUCUAUCGAGAAAGAGUUCUUACUAAGGGUAAUGGUCACAUAACGUGGUCCCAUUUUGGUCUUUGGAGAGUUUCUGUGGAGAGUAAUGCCUGGUGUUUCGUUCCCCCAGGGAGUUACAGAUGUGUCCUAUUCUAUCAUCACUAAGUUGAGUGAGGAGAUCCACAGCUCCCAGGACCCUGUGCCCAUGCCCAUGUUAGGCUUCCUGGAGUCUCUGCCAUUCAGCCUGCCCAACAAGACCAUCCCCCACGACACUGCCAACAACUUCACACAGGUACAGGAACACAAGGAUAUAAACAUGCAGGCAUGCAUGCACACACACUCACACACCAAAGUAGGUUGUAAUAGUUUGUUUCAGAUCACAGACACAUGAUGUGCUGUUGUGUCCCGUCCAGGCUUUUCUGAAGAGUGUGGAGGAGGUGCUGUCUUCUGAAGUGGCCAGGGAAGAUGAGGUAAAUGAGUUUCAAGUUUCAAGUUUUUAAUGUCACGUGCACAAGUACAGUGAAAUUCCUUUCUUUCUAGCUCUAAACCCAACAAUGCACUAAUCAAUGUCAAUGUAGUACUAAAAAUAACAUAAGGUUUACAGUAAACUAGCUAUAUGAUACUGAACUGAGAAUAUGAUCACAUUCAUUCAGGCUCUAGUUUAGUGCCCUCACACGUGCGAUCCCAGGAAUUCCUGAACAGAGAGACAUUUUGAGCGAGUUUGUCAUUACAAUGUUCUAUACACACUGAACAGGCGUUCUUGUUUUCAUAUGAGCAAGCUGAACCAGAUGUUCUUAGUGCAUGAAAACUUUAGUCACUUGGUCGUGGAGAGCACCAACAAAAUGAAGUCAGACGGAAGUUACAGUAAUACAGUGUAUAUAGUCCAAGCUGAUAAGCGUCUUAACGAAUGCUACUACUUGGUUUUAUGGUCUAUCAGUGACAGUUUACCAACUCUCCAAAUACAGUAGAUACAGUAAGUUGUCAGUGUGUCUUUAUGAGUGUGAAUGUUGUUACUGGACCGUUUGGAGCAGGAGUCCACCCCAGUGGUCAGUGGGCUGAUUGAGACAGUGGACAAAGUGAUGGUCCAGAUGUUGUCCAGCCUGGAGUCCAGCCCCAGCCCCCGCUCUCUCAUCUCACUGGGAGGAAAGUCCUUCGUAGCAGGUCAGUACAAUGGCGACUCAACUCUCUCCUGACUGUACUGUAUGACUCACAGACUGUAGUGUCUUACUGUGAAAAUAACAAGUUAGGGUUGAGAGUUACUGUACUAAGAAGGAAGUUCAAGUAGAGUUUUGAAUUAAUUGGCUACAUACAGUAUGUUUCCCUCCUCAGAAGAUAGAGAUCUGAUCAAGCUUAGAUAACCAUGGUUCUUUCCAUGGAACCCAUUUCCCCCCUGGUAGGGGUUAUUUUUGCAUAAUAUUUUGUUUGCCUGUGGACAAACUUGGGUUGUCUCUCUCCCAGGGGCUCAGUCAAAUCUUUGAUCCACCCAUGAAUCAUCACCACCACCAGAUAACACUGUGCUUUUGGCUCCCUGUCAGAACCCCUCCAGGUCUGGUGUUGGAGUUAGUUAACCACUCACAGUGCUCCCUCUCUCUCUGUUUCCAACCCCCGACCCCAAUAGAUUACUCUCUGAUGAAGAUUCCACAGAACUACAAUCUUCCCCAUUACCGCUUCCCCACGCAAGGAAAGAACUACAUCUCAGUGCCCGGUGAGGCAUUCACCAUGCAGUGUGAGUUUCAUACAUCCCAUUUCACUCUUGUUCUACAAACAUACAAUACAUUUAAAUACUCACUCUCUCACAGCAAUUCAUAUUUUGUGUGUGUAUUACACUGCUAGAAUAUAGCAUAGGCUCAUCUUUCUUUUGCGUCUGGCUCUUACUCCUCCUCAGCACACAGCUUCAUUGGCUUGAAUGUGAAUAAAUACUGGCCAUUAGUUCUGCACACUGUUUCUGCCAAGAGAAAUGUGCCCAACCAGUAAGGUCUUGUUAUUGGGCAGUAGUUUAUUAUGAUGAUAGGUUUAAAGUCCUUUAACAUAGCAAAGGUAGUGUGUGAGAGCGCCACCGUGGAACUGCUUGUGAGACUUUAAAGUACAGGAUAACAGCUACAGUACUGUAUGACUUCUAUACAGAGAGGCAAUGUAUCAAUACUUUUCAUUCACUUAGCUGUCCAUUCAAAAGAAACCCCUCCACUCACAGUGAACUAAUUUAUUUACUUAGCCCAUUCUUAGUGGCAAUGUGAAUGCUGGUUAGUCAGUAAUUACGGCAGUAUUAAAACUGUGUUUGUUAGACUUGUGUUAGGGUCAGAUCCACUUGGCUCCACCUGGCCCCCAAACGCACUGCGUUGCUACACUAACUUUUAAAUAAACCAUUUAAAUAAUAUAUUAAAACAUAAUUAUCAGAAAUGGAAUAUAAAUGUUACUGCUGGCAAUUUACACUCCUAGAUUGAGUUAAUGUAACGUUGUGCGUCCUGACACAUGGCAUACUGUAUUAAAGGCACUAAGUGGCGCUUUUAUAAGCCAAUUAAGUGCAGAGAAAGUGUUAAAGAUUAGAUUUAUUGAUCUUGGACUGAGAUACUUCCAAGUAUUCAUAAAAAGAUGCAGAAUAGGCCUUUUUCCAUUAUUUUCUUUCUUCCUUAGGAAAGUUUUAUAGGCAAACUGGCCACCAACUGAUCUCUACAAAGGCCUGGUAGGGGGCAUUACACUCAUAACAUUAAAAGAGCAUUACAUUCAAGACCUUGACUGUUUUCUUACUCAGUGAGGUAGAUUUGAUUUCAUGAAAAAGGUACUUUCACAAUCAAGCGUUCCAGAUCCCUCUCUAGUAGCUACCAUGUUGUAGAUGGGACUGGCCUACAUGGUGGGGACAGUGUAUAAGAGUAGGGCACAGGCAUCCUGCUGUACUGUUUCAGUCAUGGCACUGUGACUUGCAUAAUUUCCCAACACACACGUGGUCCAUGGUCCCCCUCCGUCUCACCUGUGUGUGAGCAUACAGCUCUCCAAUUAGUCAGGGAGUGCCAACUUGAGGCAGCGAGGCUGCUUAAUUAAGUUCCCCUCACUGUGAGCAUUUUAGCAACGCAUCAUCACAUUCUCAACCCUGCUAUGAGUCUGUGUUUCACCUUUGACCACUCUCUCCCCUCCCUCCCUCCCUCCAUCCCUCCUCCUUCCUUCCUUCCCUCCUCCCUCUCUCCCCCUCUCCCUACCUCUCUCCACCUCAGCCCAAACCACAAUCGUGGGUCUUUUCUACCACAACAUGCACAACUACUACAGAGAGAUCAGCCCACUCAGGACCAGGUAAGGGGGAUGGGAGAACACAUAAAAAGCCCUAAUCAUACCAAACAGGAAUGCUCUCUGUGUAUGAAUUAUGAACCACUUACCUGUGUGAUAUAAAGUUAUCCUGACCAAACACAGUACAGUAGACAGCACUGUUUAAAGAAAGUUUAGGGCCUGCGAAAAGUAAUGUAAUUUUCUAAUUUACAAGCAUUCAGAAGAGGCUUGUGGUUGUCAAAUCAUCUGUUUGGGGACUAAUCAGAAAAGUAUGCAAUAAACUAAAUAGUUUACUUUGCACGCUGUGCAAUUAAGAAUUACCGCCAUUGAGAAGAAGUGAUCUCAGAGGAUCUAAGGGAUGUUACGGCAAUAAGCGCUCUGAGCAUCAGCCAGGAUCACUUCCUGUGUGUCCGCUGUGGUCCCCUGGCGGAGUGGCGCCCCUGUUUCCUGACGUCCAGCACGGAUCAUGCCUGGGGCCAUUCCUUAUCAGCCUCCCACCAGGCUAUCUCUCAUCUCCCCACUUAACCUCCACUGACUGAUACACCCUGCCGUUAACUUCAUACAGGAUCUUGGCCACACACUUCUUUUCCCAUCAAUAGGGGAAGCGUAUUACGAUAAAGCUGUGAAAUAAAUGUUUUGCAUGACUUGGAAUUUGAUGGUCUAAGCGUAAACAAUCUGGUUUGCUUUAAAACAUGUAGUUACUGGCAGACUUCAUCAAUGGCAUAAUUGCGUCUAGAAAUACAGUUUAUAUGCUCAAGGUGUUGGACUGACUGUUGUGGCCCUCAGUACGGCACAUAGCUUUGACUGCCUCUGCAGAAAUCCAGAAUCUAAGGCUGUGUUUACACAGGCAGCACAGUUCUGAUAUUUUGCCCAAUUAUUGGCAAAAGAUUUGAUCUAAUUGGUCAAAAGACCAAUUAGUGGCAAAAGAUUAUGAUUGGGCUGCCUGUGUAAACACAGCCUAAAAGUACUAUGUGUAAGUGAUAAGGCACUUGGGAUCAAUCAGCUUCUGCUACAAUAUACUUUCUUCUAAACGAGUUUCUCAGUAAAACUGGAUGACAGUAAUAAACACCCAUGUUUACAAAGUAGGAAAGCAGUUUAUUCAGGAAAUACCAAUGCCAAUUGGUGUCAGUAUGCCACCAUUUUAGAAGGCAUCAUUUAUUUACUUCACAUUUGAUGGUUAGGUUAGUUCCUAAUGGUUGUGUUUCACUCCCCAGUGGGUGGGAAUGUCCAUCUGUAUAAUGAUACGGGGGUGUUGCCUCUACAACCUACCAUCACUUACCUGUUGACCUAGAAAAGCUCCUGACGUAAUGCUGUGUUUUCACUGGGACUGAUGACAUGACAGAUGUAUCAGAAUCCCACUCUCAUGCUACUGUUCUGAGCCCUCUGUGACACUACUGUGUAGAUAGAACACCCCAGCAGAGCUCUCAUUGGUGUUAGAGUGACAUAUCAUCUCUCUCUCUCUCUCAGGAUCAACGAGGCGGCUGAUUUUAAAGACCAUAAGAUCCAGGUGGCCAGUUUCCUCAUCUCACUGAAGGUGGAGCCAUCACCUGCCCUGUCCGUCAACCUGUCUGGGGCUCCACUCAUCAAGAUUGUCCUCACACACAUCCUG
Messenger RNA from Coregonus sp. 'balchen', 23108 nucleotides. NCBI's taxonomy places the organism in Eukaryota, Metazoa, Chordata, Actinopteri, Salmoniformes, Salmonidae. The record is from the annotation of a GenBank genome assembly.